GGAGAAUCAUGCGUUUGGCAAAUUCUGGCGAUGGAUGGGAGGCGAGAGGAGUGGGAGGUGCGGGUGAGGACUUGGAACGAAUUUCCGACAGCGUAGCGUAUGGAUUUAGAUAAUCAACUUUCGACAAGAGAGAUUGGCGAGGAGUGCAUGGACGAGGACAGGAAGACGGUGCAAGACCGGCAAGGAGAUUUGUGCGCCACGCGACGCGAUGGGCGCCCAUUGUGGUCGGUACUUUGCUGUUGUGUGGAUGCUAGACGCACUUGAUAGAGGUCGAAAGGCUGGCAAGCAGGAAGAU
Molecule: messenger RNA, 295 nt
Organism: Schizophyllum commune H4-8
Lineage: Eukaryota; Fungi; Basidiomycota; Agaricomycetes; Agaricales; Schizophyllaceae
Exons: 1
Coding region: 100-264 (54 amino acids)
Source: RefSeq, a predicted model, not a curated record